Anguilla rostrata (American eel) is the source of this 1019-nucleotide messenger RNA. RefSeq names its product trace amine-associated receptor 4-like. Gene Ontology annotation, cellular component: dendrite; plasma membrane. Gene Ontology annotation, molecular function: neurotransmitter receptor activity; trace-amine receptor activity; G protein-coupled serotonin receptor activity. The record is from RefSeq and is a predicted model, not a curated record. Gene Ontology annotation, biological process: chemical synaptic transmission; G protein-coupled receptor signaling pathway, coupled to cyclic nucleotide second messenger. NCBI's taxonomy places the organism in Eukaryota, Metazoa, Chordata, Actinopteri, Anguilliformes, Anguillidae. The transcript has a single exon. Bases 44 to 982 code for a protein of 312 amino acids.
AUCCUGCCUACGAAGUCAAACACUGAUACUCAUCAAAGCAGCCAUGUACAUGUUCAUGGCUUUCAUCAUUCUUAUGACUGUCUGUGGGAACCUGCUGGUCAUCAUCUCCAUCUCUCAUUUCAGACAGCUCCAUUCUCCAACAAACCUCAUCAUCCUCUCUUUAGCAUGCAUCGACUGGUUCUUGGGGGCUGUUGUUAUGCCAGGUAGUAUGAUCAAAUCUGUGGAAAACUGUUGGUAUUUUGGAGAAACAUUUUGUAAGAUACACUACAGCACUGACGUUAUGAUGUCCACUGCAUCCCUCCUGCACCUGGGUCUCAUUUCUGUUGACAGAUAUUUGGCCAUCUGUAAGCCUCUUCAGUACAGGACCUCAGUAACCAUGCACAAGGUAGCAGCCCUCAUUGGAAUCACCUGGAUGUUUUCCUUUGCAUUUGGGUUUGGGGUGAUCCUGUCCAAAAUUAAUUUAGUUGGUGUGGACGAAUUGCUCAUAAACCCUUGCGCAGGCACCUGUAUUAUGUUUGUUAAUAAAGAAUGGGGAAUGACAGCUGCUUUUGUGGGCUUCUUCAUUCCAGGCACAAUAAUGGUGGCCCUCUAUAUUAAGAUUUUCUACGUUGCAAAAAUACAAGCCAGAAAGAUAAACUGCUCUUUGGGAGUGACAAGGGCAGAACAAGAUAAAAAGGACUACUCAUCAGGACAAAGAGAGAAAAAGGCUGCAAAGACCCUUGGAAUUGUACUGGGUGUCUAUGGGCUGUGCUGGCUGCCAUUUGUUAUGACGCUUGUUAUAAAUCCAUCCUUUGAUUUGUCCACUUCUGCUGUUGUAUUUGAUGCUCUUGGAUGGCUGGGGUAUUUUAAUUCUACCUGUAACCCUCUCAUUUAUGGAUUUUUCUAUCCCUGGUUUCAGAGGGUUUUUAGAAUUAUUCUAUCAGGUAAAGUUUUUCAGAAUGGCUCUUCAUUAUUAAAUAUUUAUGCGGAGAACAAUUUAUAACAAAAUAGCCUUAAAAGUUUCUCAAAUAUAGUUGUAA